UUCCGGUUAUCCCGUAACGUGUGUGAGGUAAAGAGAUUCAUAAGGAGGAGGGAUACUUUGUGAAAUCCAAAACAAUCCAGCAAUGCAAUAAACGUUAACAUAUACUAAUCUUAUUAGUUUGCACAGUUCAAUAUAUUUUUGCAAGGAUGAAGCAAAUCGUGACAAGUCAAACUGUGAAAAUACCUGAGGGGCUGACUGUCACAGUCAGGUCCCGUUUGGUAACUGUCAAAGGACCAAGAGGUAUACUUAAACGGUCAUUUAAGCAUCUUGCACUUGACAUCCGUAUGAUCAGUCCAAGGCUACUAAAAGUAGAAAAAUGGUUUGGUACCAAGAAAGAAUUAGCCGCUGUACGUACUGUCUGUUCCCACAUAGAAAAUAUGCUAAAAGGUGUAACAAAGGGUUAUCAGUACAAAAUGCGAGCUGUAUAUGCUCAUUUCCCUAUUAAUUGUGUUACAACUGAAAAUAACACAGUUGUUGAAAUCCGUAACUUCUUGGGUGAGAAGUAUAUACGUCGUGUGAAAAUGGCACCAGGUGUAACUGUUACAAACUCAGGUAAACUAAAGGACGAACUGGUAAUCGAAGGAAAUUCCUUAGAAGAUGUCUCCCGAUCUGCUGCCCUAAUACAGCAGUCUACAACUGUAAAGAACAAGGAUAUUAGGAAGUUCUUAGAUGGUCUCUAUGUAUCUGAGAAAACAACAGUUGUACAAGACGAAUAAAUGUUACUCACAAUUUGAACA
Molecule: messenger RNA, 737 nt
Organism: Nomia melanderi (Alkali bee)
Lineage: Eukaryota; Metazoa; Arthropoda; Insecta; Hymenoptera; Halictidae
Gene: RpL9
Product: ribosomal protein L9
Biological process (GO): cytoplasmic translation
Cellular component (GO): ribosome; cytosolic large ribosomal subunit
Molecular function (GO): rRNA binding; structural constituent of ribosome
Source: RefSeq, a predicted model, not a curated record